This is a messenger RNA of Gymnogyps californianus (California condor), 933 nucleotides long. RefSeq names its product olfactory receptor 1020-like. Lineage: Eukaryota; Metazoa; Chordata; Aves; Accipitriformes; Cathartidae. The record is from RefSeq and is a predicted model, not a curated record. Gene Ontology annotation, cellular component: membrane. Gene Ontology annotation, molecular function: olfactory receptor activity; odorant binding; G protein-coupled receptor activity. Gene Ontology annotation, biological process: G protein-coupled receptor signaling pathway; sensory perception of smell.
AUGGCAGAUGGAAAUCAAACCAUGAUGACUGAAUUUAUCCUGUUGGGAUUUACAACUAGUCCUAACCUACGGGCCAUCCUCUUUGUGCUGUUUCUGUGGCUCUUCCUGAUGACCCUGGUGGGGAACAUAGGAAUGAUCCUGUUAAUCCAGACUGACCACCACCUACAUACUCCCAUGUAUUUUUUCAUCAGCAGCCUGGCCUUUUUGGGUGUGACUUACUCAGCCAUCAUCACAUCAACAGCACUGAUGACUUCAACAGCAGAGAUCAAAGCAAUCACAUUCACUGGCUGUGCCACGCUUUUUUUCUUGUUCUGCAUUGCUGUAUCCUGUGAAUGUUAUCUGCUGGCAGGGAUGGCAUAUGAUAGGUUUGUGGCCAUCUGCAACCCACUGCUUUACACAAACAUCAUGUCCAUGCAAUUCUGUGUGCUCCUCGUGCUUGGCUCGUACACUGUGAGCUGCAUAAAUGCCAUCAUUCAGACUUCAGUUGUAUUCCGCCUGUCCUUCUGCCACUCCAACAUCAUCGAUCACUUCUUCUGCGAUGCUCCUCCAGUUCUGAAGCUGUCCUGCUCCAACACCUUUGUCAUUGACAUUAUUCAUUUCACCUGCAGUACAGUGGUGGCAACGUCUACAAUUUUGAUCAUUCUCAUGUCCUACACCUGUAUUAUAAUUGCCAUCCUAAAGAUUCAGUCUUCGAAGGACAGGCACAAAGCUUUUUCCACCUGUGCCUCCCACUUGAUAGCUGUCAUGGUCUUCUAUGGAACAGGUUUUUUCAUGUAUCUGCGGCCUAUCAAAAUAGUCAAUCAGGACAAGAUCAUCUCUGUUUUCUAUGUCUUGGCAAACCCUGUUCUGAAUCCCUUGAUCUAUAGCCUGAGGAACAAGGAGGUGAAAGAGGCCUUCAGGAGGACUGUACAAAGGAAGUUUUCUUCUGUCUGA